CGAUAAUCGCGGAAUGACUUGGACAAUUUUACAACAGGCUCAGCUCAGUGUAUCGGAGGAAUUUGAUCCGUGUAGAAGUGCCAUGCAAAAUAAUGUCAUUCGCUUAAAGUUAUUCACCUUAAACGAUCGUCAUGUCGCUGCAAGCCCUCGCCGUGUUGACUCUACUGCUGACUCCUGCAAUCAGCUCGAGGCAAACCUGCGUUUGUUUUACCGGCUAUGAACCAAUAUACGUGAACGAUGGUUGGUUAUGCGAGCACAACUACCGUAUCUAUCCAUGUAAUGCGGUGGAAGGACCGAAAUGCGUUUGCUCCGGUGAAGAAUCAAAUGUGCUGAGAGAUAAAGCCGGCGUUUCGUGUGUGCUCUACAAGAAAGGGAAGGAAAUUAAAAGGUGGCCCUGCGAAAAUCAAGAGGAGUGGGACGAAUUCAAGAAAACUAUCAUCGUGCACUCGGUGGAUUCGAAUAGAACUAAUGCAGGAAAUAAGGCCAAGGCGUGAUUAGACUGUAAAAUGCUGAAUUAAUAAACUUUUUGUACUCA
This is a messenger RNA of Aethina tumida (small hive beetle), 535 nucleotides long. RefSeq lists its product as uncharacterized. Bases 132 to 494 code for a protein of 120 amino acids. The record is from RefSeq and is a predicted model, not a curated record. NCBI's taxonomy places the organism in Eukaryota, Metazoa, Arthropoda, Insecta, Coleoptera, Nitidulidae. The transcript is spliced from 2 exons.